Rhodamnia argentea is the source of this 568-nucleotide messenger RNA. RefSeq names its product phytosulfokines-like. Bases 38 to 292 code for a protein of 84 amino acids. Gene Ontology annotation, cellular component: extracellular region. The record is from RefSeq and is a predicted model, not a curated record. The transcript is spliced from 2 exons. Gene Ontology annotation, molecular function: growth factor activity. NCBI's taxonomy places the organism in Eukaryota, Viridiplantae, Streptophyta, Magnoliopsida, Myrtales, Myrtaceae. Gene Ontology annotation, biological process: cell population proliferation.
GUCUCCAAUUCCAAGCAAAUUCUGGAGAGAGCUGAGAAUGAUGAAGGCUUCUAGAGUAGUCAUCGUUUUUUCUUUGCUAACCCUCCUCUUGAUCUCCAACGUGUCUCGAGCUGCUCGGCCGGCGCCGGCUGGUGGCGAUGCGUCGGGAACUCGACCUGAGGGUGUUGAUCGUGAAGCAGAGAAGGUGGAGGCGGAGCAGAGCUGUGAAGGAGUUGGAGAAGAUGAGUGCCUGAUGAGAAGAACCCUCGAAGCUCACCUCGAUUACAUCUACACUCAGAAGCAAAAACCCUGAUGAACACACACACACAAAGAACACCCUCAUUUAGUUGGAUCAUUCCCUAUUCUUGUUCAUCAUUUGUGCUUUCGUUCGAUGUGAUUCUGCAGGAUUUUGUAUCUAGAUUCAAUACGGAUGGCCUAGGCUCUGUCAAAUGUCCUUGCUUUGCUCUGUUUUGGGUGGAACAUUGGUCAGGUUCUGGUCCUGGAUAGAGAGCUUGAGUUCUCGCGGGGAUCUUGUAAACUAUUACUGAUAUCACACCACAUGAUGUAUUCAUUACCUUAGCCUCCUCAA